AUGACAACCAAUAUAGACUAUGGCGACCUCAAGGAUGGAUUGAUAAUAGAAUACGCCAAACGGAAACUAGCAAGUGAAAAGAAAGCCGUGGCUGCUAGCAUUCGUGAAAUAGAGCAGUCCGUGUCGUUGCCCGUGGUAAAAUCACUUCACACACUCUCUAAUUGUUUGGCACGUUACGAUGACCCCAAUGCAUUGGAUAAAGCACUUGAUGCGAUAGAUUUAGCAAAUAUUUACGAAAACGUUGAACGUCGUGAACGAGAAAGCACUAAUCCUGCAUUGAGCUAUGAUGAUUUCGUGGUGCUUGAAUUACUACGAUAUUUCAAGCAUGAUUUCUUCAAAUGGGUCAACUCUCCAUCUUGUCAGUGUGGCUCAUCGGAGGUGGUGAAUUCCGGCAUCAAACGUCCUGAUCCAUCCAAUAACCCUGAUGAAAUUUCCAUCAUUGAGGUUUACCGAUGCCAAAAGUGUAAUCAAUAUGUCGAGUUUGCUCGAAUAAAUAACCCAGUGUCAUUACUUUCUACACGUUUGGGUCGAUGUGGAGAAUGGGUCAAUUGCUUUUUGUUAAUUUUGACUGCCUUGAUUGGAGACGGCAAGGAUAGAAUCAGAUAUGUUUGGAAUAAUGAGGACCAUGUUUGGUGUGAGUAUUACUCUUUUGGAUUGAAAAAAUGGGUUCAUUUGGAUCCAUGCGAAGGUGUAUUUGAUGAACCGUUGUUGUAUUGUGAAAACUGGGGGAAGCGAAUGUCAUACGUUAUCGGAUUCAACAAGUAUAGCGUCGUUGACUUGAGUAAGAAAUAUAUCACCAAAGCCAAGCAGAUUAAACAACUGGAUGUGGUUAAUCCAACUAAAGUCAAGAAUUCGAUCCGUUUUCACAAUGUGAAAAAAGCAGACGAGUAUCUAGCUACAGCAAGAUCAAAUAAGCUGGAAAAUGAACUGUGGAGAUUGUUAUACACUGAUGUGUUUGUUCCAAGAAGUCGUGAACUUGAGGACUUAGGUAUUGCAAAACCAACCCCAUCAUUGUCUGAUUUACCUAAAGGUCGUCAAACAGGAUCUGCCACAUGGACUCAAGCUCGUGGUGAAGAUGGGUAG
This is a messenger RNA of Lodderomyces parapsilosis, 1083 nucleotides long. RefSeq names its product peptide-N4-(N-acetyl-beta-glucosaminyl)asparagine amidase. Lineage: Eukaryota; Fungi; Ascomycota; Pichiomycetes; Serinales; Debaryomycetaceae. Gene Ontology annotation, biological process: protein quality control for misfolded or incompletely synthesized proteins; glycoprotein catabolic process; protein deglycosylation. Bases 1 to 1083 code for a protein of 360 amino acids. The record is from RefSeq and is a predicted model, not a curated record. Gene Ontology annotation, molecular function: peptide-N4-(N-acetyl-beta-glucosaminyl)asparagine amidase activity. The transcript has a single exon. Gene Ontology annotation, cellular component: cytosol; nucleus.